Molecule: messenger RNA, 2356 nt
Organism: Phymastichus coffea
Lineage: Eukaryota; Metazoa; Arthropoda; Insecta; Hymenoptera; Eulophidae
Exons: 3
Coding region: 197-1348 (383 amino acids)
Source: RefSeq, a predicted model, not a curated record
UGAUACUGUUAUUUUCUAAUAAUACUUCAUGUUCCAUGCUUGACUCGGCACCGGUCCUAUUUAUAUUUUAGUCUUUGCUAUUUAAAAGUCUAUUUUGUUUAUAUUUUACUUUUGAUGACAAUUUUUCAUUUGGCAGCUCAUACAUUAAAUUAGAGUGGAUAUUUUUUACGAGUUGUGUAAUCUGUUUUGUGAAAGAAUGCCAGAAAAAUCGUGGAUUAGUCAUUACAUCGUGUCGUGUGUCGGCAACUCGAGUUGCAAUCACUGCAAACUCGACGAGCCUCAUCCUCAGCAGGAUAUGAUUAACAAAUUCGUUCAUAAAACCGAUUCGCCAUCAAAUCCCAUAUCAUUAAAAAGUCCAAUCGCACCACAGAAUAUCGAUCACGAAAAAUAUCUAAGAAAGAAAAAACUUCUUGGUACUACUUUUGGAGAUCUCGAUAUUGUGCCGUCCGAUCCCAAUGUUGAUCCUGAACCUUAUGCAUGUUUCGUCUGUUGGAGUUUGUUACACACGACUAAGCAUUGCCAAGAGUCUGUGAAGCAUCUUUACUGCUGGAAUUGCGGCAGGAGGGAUGUUCAGGUGGAUAAAUGUCCGAGAUGUGCGAGAGCUUAUCGCAAGCAUCUUAAGAAAAUAUGCAAUGAGGGGGAAAAAUUACCGGAGGAAGAGAGUGCUGAUAGCUGUUUUAUACAAGAGCAUAAACAGUUUUCUGCGCUGAAAAAGGAAACGAAAUGGGAAUAUAAACUCAAAGAAAACGGAUGGAACGAGGGUGAGAAUACUCGCGAAAAUCUGAGUCUGGAUUCACACGAAAAAUGUAAAAUUAAGGAACAAGUCAAGUGCGAAGACCAACUGCGGAGCAAAGCCAAUGAGGCACUUCAAAACCCUUUUUCUACGAUUGCUUUAGGAGCCGGUGAUGCAGGACAGCAGAGCUUAAGUCUACCAUCAUCUCCUUUUGUGAAUCAAUGCAUUGACGACUAUUCAGACUCUGACAAUGAUUAUCGCAAUGUACAGUCGAACGAGUUGUUUACUCAUAUGAGGAACCAGAAAAUUCAAGAUCAACUUAAAAUUGAUCUUAUCAAAACUGAGUCGGCAUUGAAUUAUUUUAGCGAAUCGGAAUAUUAUUUUUUCGACGAACAGGAAGAGAAUUAUGAUGAUUAUAUUGUUGAUGAGGAUGAAAAAUCGGAAUCACUCUAUUCGGAAAAUUACGUGAUUCGAUUCUUUGUGGAUUUGUUGGGCGCUUUAAAGCAUAUGUCAUUUGACAUUCAAAAUUCUGCAGUUCUCAACUUUAUAUCUACGUAUAAAAAGCAAAUUUACAGGCAACAAGAGACAGAACAGAAAGAUAGCUCAUUUAUCUAAUUUCAUAAUAAGUUUUUUGAGAUUAUUAUUUUGACCGACGAUUAUAGUAUUAAUUUGAAAAAAUUUCUUUUUAAGAAGUUUUUUGGUUCCAGAUUGGUUUUUAAUUAAUGGUAGAUUUAGAAUACUAAAAAUAUUGAAAAAUCCUCAUGUUUAAAGGUUCUUAUAAAUAUCGUCUUAUUAAAAUUUAAUUAACGGAGUUGAAUAUUCCGAAAAAUUGAAAUUGAUAUUGACUAAAUUUUUUCUAUUUUGAAAUACUUAAUAAAAACUUUAAUUUUCUUUAUCUCAAAAUUAAAUACUAUUAUUACAAAUAUCGAGUUUGCCACAAUUUUCUGUAGAUUAGAGUUAACGAAGAUCAUUUUAGAGCUCAUAGGAGAAAAAUAAUACUCCGAUUCUUGGGAUCUACGUUUUUUUAAUAAGUUUUUUUUUCAUGUUUGAAAAGUUGCUUUUUAAAAAUUUUAUUAAAAACUAUAGCGCUUAUUCCAAAAUACAAAUUCUAGCGAAGGAAAUUAGUUCUCUCAAAAUGAAUUUCGUUUAUUUUAAGUCUGAGAAAAUACAUCAAACUAUAAUAAAUUAAAAAAGAUGUUUAAUCAGCGACUUUGCUGUGCAUAAAUUUGUGAUUUUAUAAUGUAUAACAAAAAAAUUAAACGUUUUAUUGAGUAAUUGAUGAGAAAAAUGUUUCAAGUCGAUAUCUUUAUUAGAACGAUUUUCACAUGAGAUUAAAUAAAAUUUUCAAUUUUCCUUGUUUAAUAUCUAGCCCCUUAAUAUUAACACUUGUUUUAUUGAAUGCCGUACUUGAAUAUUCUCUACAAAAGUAUUUAUAAAUCUUUUACUUUAUAAUGUAGAUGUAGAAAUAAAUUUGUGUGAUUUUUAUUUAAUAAUAAAAAGUCGUAUAUUAAGUUAAAAAUAAUUUGUGGUGCAAGUCUACAAUGACUACUCUUUUUAAAGUAAAAUUAAUAAAAAAUUUAGUAAGAUUGUGAUUUGAAAAAUAACAUUGUGUAAAAAAAUACU